This is a messenger RNA of Lithohypha guttulata, 1908 nucleotides long. RefSeq lists its product as uncharacterized. The record is from RefSeq and is a predicted model, not a curated record. The coding region runs from base 1 to 1908 and encodes 635 amino acids. The transcript has 7 exons. Gene Ontology annotation, cellular component: cytosol. Lineage: Eukaryota; Fungi; Ascomycota; Eurotiomycetes; Chaetothyriales; Trichomeriaceae. Gene Ontology annotation, molecular function: peroxidase activity; heme binding.
AUGCUACAGACACCAUUGACCUUGAAUGACGCAGACAGACUACGGAACAACGUGCAAGGCGAUAUCCUUGGUGAUGGCUUUCCAAAACAGGUCGAGCUCUUCUGGUUCUUCAAGAUCGAACAAGCUGGUGAAUUCCGAAAGAAGCUCAGUCAGCUUAUCCCUCUGAUUGCCAGCGUCAAGAACCAAGAAGAAGAACGACAGAGAAUUAGGGAAGCGAUCAAAGCCAACAUUACUGCUGGCAAGGAUGCCACUAGCCAGGACGCUCGGGACAAAAGCGUACCUUCAAAACUAGCUAACAUAGCUUUCACCUUCACAGGUCUGAGCAAAAUGAAUGCAGCAGGCAAGGGAUUCGAUCUCAACCUGAGCCCUAAUGUUGGUGAUGGCGCAGACUUUUUCAAAGCAGGCAUGCAGAAUGAUGCAGUCAAUGGGCUCCAAGAUCCACCUACCGGUAAUGGAUCGACCGUGCCCUCCUGGGAUAAAGCAUUUCUGGACAGAAAGAUCGACGGUGUCUUUCUCAUUGCAGCUAAUCAUAAAGAUCAAGCUGAUCAGAAGCUGGACGAGCUGCGCAAAGUACUAGGAUCGAGCGUCAGCAAAGUCAUCGACAUUCUAGGUAGCGCUCGUGAGGGUCAGCGCCGGAGACACGAGCACUUCGGCUUUCUUGAUGGCAUCUCUGAGCCAGGUAUCAAGGGCUUCGACGAACUCAAGCUUGAUGCAAAUAGAGACGAUAGGGAGGACGUGGAUGACAAAGAGCUUGUUCCACCUGGCAUUGUCUUGUGUAAUCGUGAUCAAGACCCUGUUCAAAACCGUCCUGCAUGGUCGACCGAUGGCAGCUUUCUAGUUUUCCGUUGGCUAGAGCAGAAGGUUCCCGAGUUCAAUCAAGAUUUGAAGAAGUUUGCAAAACAAUUGGGAAUGAACCCAGACUCACAAACCGAUUGCGAGGGCAUUGCGGCCAGGAUCAUUGGAAGGUGGCCAAGUGGUGCUCUGAUCAAUAAGCACCCCAACGAAGAUCCUAUGCCUCUUUCGAAGCAGGUGAACAUGACGAGGGAAGAGAUUCAGAAGGCCCUGCAAGUGAAUGCUCAUGUUGAUUUCGGAGGGCUCAGAAACACAUCCCGAUGUCCUCUGGGAUCCCACAUUCGCAAAAUGAAUCCUCGCGACAGGGACAUUGGCCACGGUGCUCGAAUCAUGCGCAGAGGCAUUCAGUUUGGCCCAGAAGUUGAUGCUGUUAAGGAGAAGACGGUCACUGACGGCAAGGGCAAGCGAGGUCUACUGUUCGUUUGUUACCAAAGCAGUAUUGACAAGGGCUUCCAUUUCAUCCAAAGUUUUUGGGCCAAUAAUUCGACAUUUCCUGGUUCAGGCGCUGGCAUUGAUCCAAUGGUAGGCCAGAUGAACGAAACCGGAACAUACAAUAUGCUGGGCAUGAACAAGAACGAUCCUUCCAAACCGAUCUCGAUUCCUAAAGUCAAUCCAUACGUCGUACCCCUUGGUGGCGAGUAUUUCUUCACGCCCUCAAUGUCUGCCCUAAGAGAUACGCUAGCAGACAAUUCGGCCACACCAGCACCUCAGCCAACACCUCAACCUACACCUCAACCAGGGCCUCCACCGAACAGAAAGCCAGGAGCUCCUGGCCAAACAGUCUCGAUCUUCGUUGAGAGUCGCAUGACAGGGGCACGGCCUUCUAAGAACGUCCCCGUCGACGCGAGAGAUCGCAGUUUUGCGGAGCUGUUUGGCGGCAAUGUAAGUGUAAAUGUCGUUGGUGUUAAUGGUUCUGCUGCGGGCAACAUUGUCAUAGAGGUAAGUGGUUCGGGAUCGACCUUCAGGCUUGACAACAAUGGCAAUCCUCGUUCGCUAGGACAGGGAGGUGCUGUUGAUGUGAGUCAGUGGAAGAUUGCAUGUUGGGUCACAGGGUGA